AUGAGAGUCGCAGUUAUUGGUGGAGGUCCAUCGGGCCUCGUGACACUGAAGUACCUAUUGAGAGCACAUUUGAACUUGGAUUGCGAACCAAUUGAGGCUCGGCUCUUUGAGCUUGAUGACUCUGUUGGUGGUGCUUUCUCCACCAGAGUCUACGAGGACGCCGAGCUGGUGUCAUCUAAGCAGCUAACAACCUUCUCCGACUUUCGCUGCAACAAGAAGACAGAUUUCCUCAGUGGUACAGAUUACGUCCAGUAUCUCAAAGACUACUGCUCUCACUUCAACUUAUGGCUUCACAUGGACCUUGGUGUUGAAGUCCGCACUGUUCAAGGAACAGCUAGCAAUGGCUACAGCAUUGAGUGCGCAAGAAGAGAUGGCGAAGCCUUCUACUGGGAUUGCGAUGCUGUGGCAGUAUGCUCAGGACUACACAGAGAACCAAACCUUCCCGUCAUGCCGGGUCUCCAUCAUAUCCCGGAAGUUAUUCACUCGUCGGAAUUCAAGACCAAGAGUCAGUUUGGGGUCAACAAGACAGUUAUGGUGAUUGGAUCAGGUGAGACAGGCGCUGAUGUAGCGUAUUUGGCUGUAAACUCGCCAACGAAGCAGGUUUUGAUGUGCCAUAAAGAUGGCUUUCACUUCGCACCCAAGAGAAACCCAGGACCAAUCCUUCUUCCAAUCCUUGGUAGGAAGCCCGAUCCAAAUGAACCUGGUAUUCCUAUCGAUGUGAGCCGAGCAAACCUAUUCGACACGACUUACGUCCACCCGGUUCUUCGCAAAAGUAUGAUCUUGUGGGAUUACUAUAAUUACUACAUCAAAUCUCUACUUUGGAUCUGCUCUGGUACAACCUUUGGUAUGGAUCAAUGGAUUGGAGAAAUUAGCAAAGCUCGACGUCAUCCCUCGAAGACCUUUGUGCAGACUCCGAUUCCUGAUACUCACGGAAGACAAGUCGACCUUGCACCUCUGCCUAAGAUGAUACGCAAAGAUGGAACAGUUGAGUUUGUCGAUAACGGACGACCAGAGUACGAGAGACUGAAGACGCAGACCAUCCGACCAGACAUGGUCGUCCUAUGUACAGGAUACAAACAGACCUUCCCGUUUCUUCGUACGCUGUACCAAGAUGAGCAACGACAUCCUUCAUCUUUCGUGCGGGGCAUUUGGGAACAAGGCCGACCAGAAGUCGGAUUCAUAGGUUUCAUGAGACCUUCUCUAGGAGCUAUCCCGCCUCUAGCUGAGAUGCAGGCCCAGUUAUGGGUUCUCAACUUAGUGUCACCGCACAAACUCUCCCUCCAACCUGAAGAUGAAGAGCACUACAAACUUCACACGAAGCCAACUGCAAGAGUGACAUAUGGAGUCGACCACGAGAGUUAUGCAUAUCAACUAGCCUUAGACAUGAACUCAGCUCCCGGUUUGACAGACAUGCUGAAACGAGCAUCAUCCACUGACCUCAGAACAACACUCCGCUUGUUAGUUAUCUGGGCAUUCGGUGCUCACUUCAACACAAAGUUCCGUCUCAUUGGACCGUGGGCGUGGGAGGGUGCUGAGGAUCUUUUGGUGUCGGAUGAGUUUUGGCAGACUAUCACGAGGAGACCGAUGUUAUUUGGCAAGUUCUAA
Molecule: messenger RNA, 1605 nt
Organism: Fusarium coffeatum
Lineage: Eukaryota; Fungi; Ascomycota; Sordariomycetes; Hypocreales; Nectriaceae
Exons: 4
Coding region: 1-1605 (534 amino acids)
Molecular function (GO): N,N-dimethylaniline monooxygenase activity; flavin adenine dinucleotide binding; NADP binding
Source: RefSeq, a predicted model, not a curated record